CCAGGACUGUGCUUUUGUCUCACUCCACGCCCUCUUUCUUCCUCCUGACCAGAUUAAUUAACUUGUAUUAAUAUACAACCAGGAGGGUGGGAACAUCCCAGCCACCUCCUCUUAUGUCUGAGGAGGCAAAGACAUUUUCACAGACUCACACACACCUUCAACUGCUGCAGCGUUUGUUCGCCCUCAAACCUGGUAAGAGGAUUUAUUUAUGUUUAGGCAAGAGUAAAAAUUGUCACAGGAACAGGUACUUAAAGAGAUCAAACCACAGGACUCCUUUAAUCCUGCCUGAUUCCAGUGUCAUCACGACUUGGGAAGGCUCUUCUCUCCAUCAGAGGGACAGAGAAAGAAGGGAAAAAAGCAACUGGAGAAUCAGAUAAAGACGCAACAAGUGAGUGAGAAUGACCAUGAACGUGAAGAAGCAGCUGUGGUCCAUGGCCCACAUGGUCGUGCCCGCGGUGGGAUUUGUGCUCACCUGCGGCGGGGCCUACCUGGUGUCCCUGCAGACGGAGAACGGGUACACCUGGAGGCUCAUCCCGGCCUACAUCAUGAUCGUGUCCGGCUUCUUUGCUGUGAUUGUAGGAGUCUUCUGGACCAUCUGCCACAGCAUGAGGAGCAAGAUGUACCACCGAGGAGGACAUGAACAGCACAUCCAGGUCUACACUAUCGAAAGACAGAACUCCUACCCUCCAUCGUACGAGGAGUCCCAAGGCGGUCAGAUGUGUCCUGAUUCGGCCCCUGAGUUUGCGGUCGUGGUCGACGAGGUGGACGUGGUGAUGAGCCUCGCUCCUCCUCUGUACAGCCAGGACAGCUCGGAGGCUCCAGACUGCACGUGGAGCUGGGAGCAGCCUCCUCGGUACAGUCAGGUGGAGCGCCAGGUGUAGGUGGACGCAGAGGUCUUUUUUUUUUUUUUUGUCUAACUGGCCGAGAGGAAAUGGAUUGGGUGGAGAUCGCUCAGAGAAAGAGAAAGCUCCAGAAGAAUGGGAGAUGCCUCCAAAUGUGACUGGAUUGCUCAGCUACCAAAUGAAUUGACCUUGGAGGUGUCUGAUGUCUGUGCUGACCCGAUGUUGACAGGCCUGUUUCAGUCCAGAGGGUCUUUAAAGCGGCACAGCCUGUUGAGGAGAACUGUUUCACGUUGAAAGCACGGAUGAGCGGCAAGGUAAAGAUGAAAAUAAAACUGGAGGACAGCAUUCAUCCAGUCGAAUCCAUGGAUGAACUGACAAACAACACACUUAUAACCUGUUAUCCAGACGCUCACUGUACGUUUACUGGAAUAAUACAACUGUUUUUUAUAGGAGGAACUGAUGUUGCCUUCAUCCUGGUGUGAUUUGUGUCAUGGAAUAAAGGAUAUCGUGUGGCUGUACUGUAGUGCCUUUGUUCAAAAGGUUUAUUCCUCAAUACAGAGCCAACCAUCA
Molecule: messenger RNA, 1412 nt
Organism: Acanthopagrus latus (yellowfin seabream)
Lineage: Eukaryota; Metazoa; Chordata; Actinopteri; Spariformes; Sparidae
Product: transmembrane protein 252-like
Exons: 2
Coding region: 399-881 (160 amino acids)
Source: RefSeq, a predicted model, not a curated record